Molecule: messenger RNA, 6837 nt
Organism: Quercus lobata
Lineage: Eukaryota; Viridiplantae; Streptophyta; Magnoliopsida; Fagales; Fagaceae
Product: mRNA methyltransferase EMB2016
Exons: 28
Coding region: 174-6614 (2146 amino acids)
Biological process (GO): mRNA modification
Cellular component (GO): RNA N6-methyladenosine methyltransferase complex
Molecular function (GO): RNA binding
Source: RefSeq, a predicted model, not a curated record
AACACAAGUACACAACCUUCGCUCACUUCUUCGUGUUCCUGGUCGGUGACUAAAAACCCAAUAACUAUUAAAUUCUGAAACACCCAAAACCCUAGAAAUUCAAAAUCCUAGUGACUCGGACUCAAACUCAGUCUUCACUGGGCGAACCCAUUUGCAAGAUCCGCAAUACCCAAAUGGGUCGACCCGAACCCUACGUCUUGUUCUCCCAGACCUUCAAUCAUCCCCAUCUCGACGAGUACGUCGACGAGGUAUUAUUUUCUGAACCCAUUGUAAUCACUGCCUGCGAGUUUCUCGAACAAAACGCUUCUUCGGCCUCUCAAGCUGUAACUCUUCUUGGGGCUACUUCACCACCUUCAUUUGCUUUGGAAGUAUUUGUUAAAUGUGAGGGGGAAACAAGGUUUAGGCGUCUCUGCCUGCCUUUUCUUUAUUCUCAUUCUUCAUCUAAUGUGCUAGAAGUAGAGGCUGUUGUAACUAAUCAUCUGGUUGUAAGGGGCAGCUACCGUAGUCUAAGUUUAAUCAUAUAUGGAAACACGGCAGAGGAUUUGGGGCAGUUCAACAUUGAAUUUGAUGAUAACUCGCUGAGAAAUUUAGUUAGUUCUGCUGAGGGAAAGCUUGAAGAUCUCCCUCUGGCAUUGCACUCAACUAACCUGACAAUUGAGGAUUCUAUAUUCUCUCUGAAUGCGUUAUCCCUUCCAGUUGUUGCAUCAGAUAUAUCUGUUGAGGUUAAGCAGUUCUUACAGAUGUUGUUGAAGAUUUUAGAGUUGUCGAAACUUGGGGAUGCAGUGGAUAAAACUGUAAGUAUUGUGGUUUCAGCAGCCUCUUCAUAUGUUACCCGUGACUUAUGUUAUGCCGGAAACAGUCAGAAAAAUCUUACACGAGGCAAGUCAAAAGAAUGUGAGGAACUGCAUGGUGUCAUCAGUGAGGCCAGAGAAGAGCUUCUUGAGCUCUUUAAAGUACUUCAACAUGAAUCAGGGAGUGGAUCUACUGACUCGUUGGCAGGAUGCAUUUUUCUUGAUUAUGAGGCUGAUCUGGUUAAUUCCAAGGAGUUGGUUGAUUUGUUUAGCCAGUACUUUGAGUUUAGCAAGAACUCCUCAAGUUUUGGACACCAACAGCUUUCACAGGAAAAAAAUGUUAUUCUGGGGUUGAGCGUGGCUCUCUUCCUGUGCUCUAGUAGAGAGAGCUGCUUUCACUUUGUCAAUAGUGGGGGAAUGGAGCAGCUUGCACACCUUUUUUGCCAUGACAGGCAGAAUUCUACUGCCAUCACAUUGCUGCUACUUGGAGUUAUUGAGCAGGCUACUCGGUAUUCAAUUGGGUGUGAGGGAUUUUUUGGUUGGUGGCCUCGUGAAGAUGAAAAUGUCCCUUCUGGUAUUAGUGAAGGUUAUAGUCAACUGUUGAAGUUGUUAUUACAAAAACCACGUCAUGAUGUUGGUUCUCUUGCAACUCAUGUCCUCCACCGCCUAAGAUUUUAUGAAGUUGCUUCAAGAUAUGAGUGUGCAGUUCUGUCUGUUUUGGGAGGCCUCUCUUCUGUCACUAGGGUUACCAGUGUGACCUUAAACAUGCUUAUCAGUGCUAAAUCUCAACUUAAGAGGCUCCUGAAGUUGAUAAAUUCGCGUGGUCCAAUUGAAGAUCCUUCUCCAGUGGCCUGUGCAAGCAGAUCAUUGAUUCUUGGCCAAACAGAAGGAUUAUUGUCAUAUAAAGCAACCAGUAGCUUGAUUGCUUCAUCAAAUUGUUGUUUUUCAAAUUGGGAUAUUGACUUGCAUUUGCUGGAACUUCUUAAGGAGAGGGGAUUUCUUCCGUUGUCAGCUGCACUGUUGUCAUCAUCAAUAUUGCGUUCAGAAGUUGGACGUACUAUGGACGUAUUUGUUGAUAUUGCAUCGUCAAUUGAGGCCUUAAUUUUUUCACUUCUUUUUUGUCGCUCAGGCUUAAUAUUCCUACUAAAUCACCCUGAACUUUCAGCUACAAUAAUUCAUGCUCUAAGGGGUGGUGAUGAUGUAAAUAAGGAAGAAUUUCUUCCCCUUCGGUAUGCAUCCAUUUUAAUAUCAAAGGGUUUCUUUUGCAGUCUGCAGGAAGUUGGCAUGAUUGUAGGGGUGCAUUUGAGGGUGGUUAAUGCCAUAGAUCGUUUGCUUACAUCAACUCCACACUCUGAAGAAUUUUUAUGGGUAUUGUGGGAACUUUGUGGUCUGUCUAGGUCUGAUUGUGGUCACCAGGCUCUGUUGGCUCUUGGAUACUUUCCGGAGGCUGUUUCAGUUUUAAUUGAAGCAUUACACUUUGUCAAGGACUCAGAGCCAGAUGCCAAGAUCAGUGGUGUUUCACCGCUAGAUCUUGCAAUAUCUCACUCAGCCGCUGAGAUUCUUGAAGUUAUUGUUACUGAUUCAACAGCAUCUACUCUUUCUUCUUGGAUUGGACAUGCUUUAGAAAUCCAUAGGGCUCUACUUUCCUCUUCUCCAGGCUCCAAUAGAAAAGAUGCUCCUACACGGCUGGUGGAAUGGAUAGAUGCUGGUGUAGUUUAUCAUAAAAAUGGGGCUACUGGUCUUCUACGGUAUGCUGCUGUGUUGGCUUCUGGAGGAGAUGCCCACUUAACUUCAACCAACAUCCUUGUGUCAGAUCUGACAGAUGGUGAGAAUGCCGUUGGAGAAUCUUCCAGUGGUUCUGAUAUCAAUGUUAUGGAGACUCUCGGAAAAUUUAUUUCUGACAAGUCCUUUGAUGGUGUUACCCUUCGGGAUUCUUCCGUGGCACAGUUGACGACAGCGUUUCGAAUUUUGGCAUUUAUUUCUGAGAACUCAACCGUAGCUGCUGUUCUGUAUGAUGAAGGUGCCAUAGCAGUUAUCUACGCAGUUCUGGUUAGCUGCAGGUUCAUGCUUGAGAGGUCCUCAAACAAUUAUGAUUACCUUGUUGAUGAGGGUACAGAAUGCAAUUCUACUUCAGAUUUACUAUUAGAACGUAACCGUGAGCAGAGCUUAGUUGAUCUCUUGGUUCCUUCUUUGGCAUUGCUGAUCAACCUUUUGCAGAAAUUACAGGAAACUAAGGAGCAGCAUAGAAAUACAAAACUAAUGAAUGCCCUUUUACAAUUGCAUCGAGAAGUAAGUCCAAAGCUAGCUGCUUGUGCAGCAGACUUAUCAUCUCCUUAUCCUGUUUCGGCACUUGGUUUUGGAGCUGUGUGCCAUCUUAUUGUGUCAGCACUUGCAUGUUGGCCGGUAUAUGGCUGGACUCCUGGCCUUUUCCAUUCACUGCUAGCUAGUGUUCAUGCUGCCUCAUUGCUGACAUUGGGUCCAAAAGAAACCUGCAGUUUGCUGUGUCUUUUGAAUGAUUUAUUUCCUGAAGAAGGCAUCUGGCUUUGGAAGAAUGGAAUGCCCUUGUUGAGUGCCUUUAGAACAUUAGCUAUUGGGACGUUAUUGGGACCUCAGAAGGAGAGACAGGUCAAUUGGUAUCUGGAGUCUGCACACCUUGAAAAGCUGCUUAGCCAAUUAACACCUCAGCUUGAGAAACUUGCCCAGAUUAUCCAACAUUAUGCCAUAUCUGCAUUGGUGGUCAUUCAAGACAUGCUGCGAGUUCUAAUAAUUCGUAUCGCUUGCCAAAAUGCUGACAACGCUUCUUUACUUCUGCAACCCAUAUUAUCAUGGAUUCGUGAUUGUGUUUCUGAGUCAUCUUCUCCAUCAGACACAGAUGCUUACAAGGUUUACAGAUUACUUGAUUUUCUUGCUAGCUUAUUGGAGCAUCCCUGUGGCAAGGCACUAUUGUUAAAGGAAGGUGCUGUUCUGAUGCUCACACAAGUGUUGGAUAGGUGUUUUGAUUCCUUUGAUGUGGAUUCAAAACAGAUUCUAGAUAGUAAAUAUUCAGCUAAAUAUGGGUUUACUUUGCUUAGUUGGUGUGUCCCUGUAUUCAAGUCCUUCUCGCUGCUUUGUAAUGCAAGAACACCACGACAAUAUCCUGGCAAACUCAAUUUGCAUAAUUGUGGAAAUUUGAGUACUGAAGACUGUUCACUGAUUUUAUGUUAUCUCCUUAAGUUUUGUCUGGUUCUGCCAGUUGGAAAAGAGUUACUUGCAUGUCUUACAGCCUUUAGAGAAUUAGGUUCUUGCAAUGAAGGUCGGAGUGCUCUGGCAGCUAUUUCCUUUCGUAUCCAAUCUACUAAUCAGGAACUUGAAUCAGAUAGAGGACAUGAAAGGGAUGAGAAUUAUAAUCUUUUUAGUGAAUUUGAGUGGAGAAGGCGCCCCCCUUUGCUAAGUUGCUGGAAGAAGUUGUUGAGAUCAGUUGAUGUAAAAGAUGAUUUGUCAACUAAUGUGAUUGAGGCUGUGGAUGCAUUGUGUUGGGGUGCUUUGCACUUUUGCAUGGAUGGGAAAAGUGGUGUUGCGUUGAAAUACCUUUUUGGGCUUCCUGAUGAUAUGUCGGGAACUGAUGGCUUUUCUGAAGAGAACAUUAAUUACAUACAGGAAUUGAUUACUCUAUUGAGGUCAAAGAUCUCUGCUGAUGACCAUGCAGCCACUUCUGACAUGGAUGCCACUUUGAAUCAGGUUACAAAGUCUACAGAGUCAUUGUUGUCAUUGUUGCAGAAGCCUACUGGUUCAGUUAAGGUGGAUGAUAUUGUUGUACCUUUGUUGCCGAAUGAUGUUUUGAUAUCAUCAAAGAUACAUCGGCUGGCAAAUGGCAGCGCCAUAAAGGAUGAUGAUUAUCUUAACCUAGGAGUACUUGGAGAUAAAUUCCUGUGGGAAUGUCCUGAUGAUAGAUUGUCACAGACAUCAAUUUCUGGAAAGAGGAAAGUGUCUUCUGUGGAUGGUACAAGUAAGCGUGCUAGAGGAGAAAAUUCACCGGCUGAAGUCACUCCCCAGGGUGCAUAUUCACGGGGACUGGGUCCUUCUAAUACCCCUUCUGGUUCUACUCGCAGGGAUAACUUCAGGGGGCGGAAACCAAAUACCAGCAGACCGCCUUCUAUGCAUGUUGAUGACUAUGUUGCAAGAGAAAGAAAUAUUGAUAAUUCUAGUAAUUCUAAUGUAAUUGCUGUGCCACGAUUGGGAUCUACUGGUGGAAGGCCUCCCUCUAUACAUGUGGAUAAGUUUAUGGCCUUAGAAAGGGAACGGCAGAAUCCUGUGGCGACAGUUGUUGGGGAGGCAGCAGCACAAGCGAAGGACAUAGCUCCUGCAAAUGGCACAGAAGUGGAGAAGUUCAACAAAUCUAAGCAAUUGAAAACAGAGCUAGAUGAUGAUCUUCAGGGAAUUGAUAUAGUUUUUGAUGAAGAGGAGUCUGAAUCUGAUGACAAAUUGCCCUUUCCUCAGCCAGAUGAUAAUCUACAGCAGCCUGACCCUGUCAUAGUUGAGCAGAGUUCUCCCCACUCUAUUGUUGAAGAGACAGAGAGUGAUGUUAAUGAAAAUAGCCAAUUUUCUCACUUGGGUACACCAAUAGCAUCUAAUGUUGAUGAAAACACCCAAAGUGAGUUUUCUUCAAAGAUGUCAGUUUCACGUCCUGGAAUGCCAUUGACUCGAGAACACAGUGUCUCUUCAGAUAAAAAGUAUUUUGAGCAGUCUGAUGAGACCAACAAUGUUUUCCAAGUGAAGACCUCCAUUGGAUUUGAUUCUGCAGCAGCAAGUAGUUCUGGGUUUGCUGCCUCUGUUUACAAUAGUGCAUCAGCGUCAUCUGUACAAUUACCAGGCGAGUCUAGGAUAGCCCCACAAAAUACCUAUCCAAAGAACAGCCCACAGCAUGCUGUUAAUGUACCUCUAGCUACAGGAUCUCAGGGACUUUAUGACCAGAGAUUUCGGCCAAACCAACCACCUUUACCUCCAAUGCCACCUCCACCAACAAUCUUGCCGGUUCAGUCAGAUUACAGUUCAACGUCUUCCCUUCCCAUGCCAGAUUCUAAGUAUUCCAGGACUUCUAUCUCUUCUCCCAGUGGAUCUGCAAGGCCGCCACCACCACUUCCUCCUACACCACCUCCAUUUUCCAGCCCCUACAAUUUAACGUCCAUUAAAACUUCUACAUCCCAAUCCUCAGUAUACAAUCAGACAAGUGUGGGAACAACUUAUCCACUACCUCCCUUGAUGCCAUCCUUGGCUUUCAAUAGGCCGGGUUCAAUUCCCAUGAAUCUCUAUGGAAGUUCCCCAAAUCAGCAGCUGGGUGAGAACCCACAAAGUAUCUUGCAGAGUCUCAAUAUCCCUCAGUCUUCCAUUCCAUCAAUUCAUUCCAUUGCUCAGUUGCAGCCACUGCAGCCCCCGCAGCUUACACGUCUGCCACAUCCACCACAGCAUCCUAGGCCACCUAUUCAAGCCUCACAACAGUUAGAACAAGGGGUGUCUAUGCAAAAUCAAACUCAAAUGCAAGUGCAUCCGUUACAGAUGCUGCAACAGUCACAAGUUUCUUCCUUCAAUAAUUAUUAUCAAUCUCAACAAGAGUUUUCACAAGCACAACAACAGCAACAAUUAGAACAUGCUCAACAGCAUGCUCUAUACCAGCAAGGGGAUGUUGGAAUCCAGCAGCAACAAGAUCCAGGAAUGUCGUUACAUGAGUACUUCAAAUCUCCAGAAGCUAUUCAGUCUUUAUUGAGUGAUCGGGAUAAGCUUUGCCAGCUUUUGGAGCAGCAUCCAAAACUAAUGCAGAUGCUUCAGGAAAGGUUGGGUCAGCUAUAGCAUCGUAGUUGAGGAAAUAAAGGAUGUGGAUUAUACUGGUACAGAUGUAUGAGGGAAUUCUCCGAAGAUUAAGUGAUUGUUCUACGUUGUAAGAAUACAAAUGCUUGUUGGCAUUGGCCUUCUGCUGAUCAUGUCUAGUCCGCCAAAUUUUGUAUUAAUAAUGUACUAAAAUACAUGUAUAUUAUGUUUUUAUUUAUUUAUUUAUUAUUUAACUAUUAUUUAA